AUGAAACUACCAAAGCUGCAGGAGGAGAUGCAUUUUUUGUUAAUGGGGAAUAGGCCAGUUUGGUUUAGAAAACAUGUUGGUGGAAUUAAUAGUGCUCAUAAUCAAGCUUUUCAAAAGUUUGAGAAUUUAAAGAACUUUAAGUCAUCCUUGAAAGUUUCUUUAGACCAACAAACCGAGCAAGCUAAAAGAUUGGCAUUUCGUGUUCAUGAUGAAUGUGAUGAAUCAAGUAACAAGGGAAAUUUUCUUGAACUUUUGAAUUGGACUGUGGAAAAGAAUGAUGAUGUGAGAAAUGUUGUUUUGAAAAAUGCACCUAAAACUAAUCAAAUAAUUGCACCUUUGAUGCAAAAAGAGCUUAUAAAUUGUUGUGCAAAAGAAACUACCAAGGCAAUUGUGGAAGAUCUUGGUAAAGAUUAUUUUGGAAUACUAGUAGAUGAGUCAAGUGAUGUGUCUCAAAAAGAACAAAUGGUUUUGUGUGUCUGUUAUGUAGAUAAAAAAGGAAUGAUAAAGGAACAGUUUCUUGGAAUUGUUCAUGUUGGAGAUACCACAUCUUUAAUUUUUGGGCAAGGGUACGAUGGAGCUAGUAAUAUGCAGGGUGAACUUAAUGGUCUCAAAACUCUAAUCAUGAGAGAAACACAAUCUGCACACUACAUACAUUGUUUUGCUCACCAACUUCAAUUAACUAUUGUUGUCGUUUCUAAGAAAAAUAAAGAUUGUGGUUGGCUUUUUGAUACACUUGGAGAUUUGUUGAAUGUUGUUGGAUCAUCAUGUAGGCGAAAAGAUUUGCUUAAAGGAAAACAAGCUGAAAAAAUUGCAAAAGCAUUUGAAAAUGGUGAAAUUGUGACUGGAAAAGGUUUAAACCAAAAGCUUGGUUUAGGUAGACCGGGUGAUACACAUUGGGGGUCUCAUUAUAAGUUGAUUUUGAAUGUGAUUGAUUUGUAUUAUACAAUACAUGAGGUGCUUGAUUUAAUUGGUAAUGAUGCUCGAAAUGGUGAUGAUGCUCGAAAAACCGAUAAUAGAAAAGAUCAAGAUAUUGUCAAUGCUAUGUCACUUGUUACUUUAACUAAAGAAAGAUUGCAAAAUAUGAGGGAAAACGAGUGGGAGUCUUUUUUUGCUAAUUUAACUUCAUUUUGUAACAAGAAUAACAUUGAUAUUCUUAAUAUGGAUGUUGUGUAUACUCCUCCGGGAAGAAAGAAACGUUGUCGUUUGGAUACUACUAAUAUUCAUCAUUUUCGAAUUGAAGUGUUCUUGGGAGUUAUUGAUCUUCAGCUUCAAGAGUUAAACAACCGAUUUGAUGAGAUUAGUAUAGAGUUAUUGACUUGUAUGGCUUCUUUGAGUCCACUUGAUAAAUUUUCUUCUUUUGACAAACAAAAGAUACUUAGACUUGCCGAAUUAUAUCUCGAUGAAUUUACAAGUGUUGAUAGAAUAGCCCUUGAUGAUCAACUUGAUAAUUGUAUUGUUGAUAUGCGGAGGGAUGAUAGAUUUUGGUUAUUGAAAGAUAUGGGUGAACUUUCCAUGAAGCUUGUCGAGACAAAGAAGCAUCAAGUGUACCAACAAGUCUAUUUGCUCAUAAAGUUGGUAUUGAUUCUCCCCGUAGCAACCGCAAGUGUGGAAAGAGUAUUUUCUAAAAUGAUCAUCGUGAAGAAUAAGUUGCGAAAUAGCAUAGGUGAUCAAUUUCUAAAUGAUUGUUUGGUCACUUAUAUAGAAAGAGAUGUUCUUGUCCAAAUCGAUGAUGAAAAAAAAUCUUGA
Hibiscus syriacus is the source of this 1746-nucleotide messenger RNA. RefSeq names its product zinc finger MYM-type protein 1-like. The coding region runs from base 1 to 1746 and encodes 581 amino acids. Lineage: Eukaryota; Viridiplantae; Streptophyta; Magnoliopsida; Malvales; Malvaceae. The record is from RefSeq and is a predicted model, not a curated record. The transcript is spliced from 4 exons. Gene Ontology annotation, molecular function: protein dimerization activity.